Messenger RNA from Symbiodinium sp. CCMP2592, 7854 nucleotides. The record is from the annotation of a GenBank genome assembly. Lineage: Eukaryota; Dinophyceae; Suessiales; Symbiodiniaceae.
AUGGCUGCUGAUGAUGGCGUGGCAGCGAGCCAGCCAGGAGCCGAUGCUUCGGAACCUGCGGACCCGUGGGCCGGAUGGACUGGCGUCCAGAAUCAGCCCGCAACCGAAACGACGACGCAGCCAACGCAGCAGAAUAACACUGGCAACGCUGACGAGAGCGGGGAGGCUUUCGUUGACGAGAGUCAGUGGCCUUCGUGGGAGCAAGCGGAAUGGGAUGACUCUUCAUGGGGGCACUACAGCUCCUGGAGUCAUGGGGACCAAUGGUCCCGCGGAGGCGGAUGGCAACGAGAUCAGUGGAGCGACGCCCGGAGUCACGGGCAUCCGAGAGAAUGGUGGAGCGACGACGGCCAUGAGGACAGAUGGUCUGACGGGAGUCACCACGGAUGGAGGGACCAUCAGCAUGGAUCGAACGCUUCUACGACGACCCCCUCUACGGACUGGGGCGGCGGUUGGCGACAGCAUGCGGGACACGAUCCACCGGAAGUUGGACAGCGUCGUGAUUGGCACGAUUCCGGACCGCAUGCACGGGAACAUGACGAGAAGAAGGGCAUGAUCAGUGAGAGAAUGGCGGUACCUUCGUUCUCUGCUGAGGGCGUGGGAGAAGAGCUUGGGCAGAGCGCCAGGUCGUAUCUUCGGCAAGUGGAGGCCUGGACGAAGGUCACCAGGACACCGGCCUCACAAAGGGCUUUGCUGCUGUACCAGAACCUCACUGGCCGUGCAUGGGUUGAGUCAGAAGAACUUCAGGUUUCAGACUUAGCCAAAGAUGAUGGGCUAGAUGUCUUCAAACGUUGGGUGCAGGAGAGGUACCAGGAGGUCGAGGUCUCGAAGAUCGCUGAGUCCUUGACGUGCUUCUUCAAACGACUUCGCCGUCAGCCUGGACAAUCCAUCCGGGAGUUCAACUCCCUGUUCGACCGUGCCCACACCAGGUUGUUGGAGAUCGAAUGCCGACUACCAGAAGUGGCGAAGGCGUGGGCGUACUUGAAUGCCCUCGGCUUGGCCCACAACGAAGAGCUGGCUCUCUUGGCGAGUGUCAACAACGACUACCACACGACGAAGCUCCAACGAGCGGCGACUCUACAUGAGAAGAGCCUCAAGGCCCCAUGGAGUUUCAGGAAGCCCGGCACCGGAACUUUUGACAAGACGAAGGGGCCACGCGCGGCUUACAUGACGGACAUCCACGAUGAAGAGGACGAGCCGGAUAACCUCGACGAGGAGAUCCUGCCCGAGGAGGUUGCGAUGGAGGUCCACGAGGCCUUCAUGGCCCAUGAGUCCGCAAAGGCCAGGCUGAGAGAAGUCACGAAGAAUCGUGGAGUGGACAUGGAGGCAGCGAAGGGCACCGGCGGAGACAAGUCUCCGGAAGAGCGGCUACGUUUGGCGAAGAGUCGUUCCUUUUGCGCGGGCUGCAAAAGGAGGGGACAUUGGCACCGGGAUCCAGAAUGUCCCCUGAACAGCGGCAAGAACGGCGACAACAAGCCGAAGGUCCAGGACGGGCGCCAGGACAAGGGCGUUCGCGACAGCUUCGUGGUCUACGUGGCGUUCGAAGUGGGCGAAGUGGGGAUCCGCGAAGGACUCGUCGGGAUAACCGACUGUGCAUGCAGCCGCAGUGUCUGCGGGCAAGAGUGGAUGGAGCGCUACCUGAACCAGGCCAAGAAGGAGAAUGUGCCCCACCCCUUUUUGCCGUGCUGUGAAGAGUUUCGGUUCGGAGCAAGCAAGGGUUUCAAGGCCACCUAUGCGGUCCUCGUUUUCAUCACUCUUCAGCACAGGACGUUUGUGAUCAAGGUGGCCGUCGUGGACGGCGACGUGCCGCUGCUGCUUAGCCGUGCCGUGCUGGGCAAACUAGGCAUGGUCUAUGACAUCGAGCGCCACGAAGCCGACUUCAGAGCUCUCGGAAUCGACAAGUACAAGCUGAGCCUGACCAACACUGGGCACCCGGCCAUUCCGGUCUCACCGAAGAAGUUGCCAUCACAUGUUUUGUCCUCCACAGAAGGCUGGAAGGACGAGGAGGUUCGCAUCGCGUCCCAGGCGGUUGAGCAAUACACGGUGUUCAUGACUUCUUCGAUAGCAGCUGUGAGCGAUGAUGUGCUUUAUGAGGGCUCAGAUCCGGUUGUUCUACGCAGUGACCCCCAGAGUCUUCAUGAAGGUACCAGUGUUGAGGUCCCCGAGGACACUUACGAGGCCCCCAUUUUCUUCUCUAAGAAGCUUGCCCAUGUACAUGGACCAGAGUACACGUUAUUCCCCGGCGUGCUUGUUUUGAUCCGCGAAAAUGGAAGACUCCUUCUUUCAACCACAAAGAAGUACUCCUCGAACACCUCGGCUACGUCAGAAGUACUUUCAGUAUAUCGUGCCAUACCCAUAGACCUCUUGAACCCCAGCAUCAUGUUUGGCGUGAAGUGUCUGAGCCGCCGGCUGCGCUUUGGAUCGGGAAGAGCAUUUUCGCGAAGUGCCCCGUUGACCUCAACCCUCCUCCUGCAGCCAAUGGCCAAGGAGUCCAAGGGAAUAUGGAGCAUGACGAAAGCCGAGCUGAUCAAGCUCGCCUCCGAGGAGUCGAUUGUUUGCCACAGCAGUUGGACUUGCGGCGAGAUACGCUCCGUCAUCCAGGAGAAACGCCAAGCAGGAGGCUCCAGUGUCCCGAGGGGACUCGGGAACAUGACCCUGGACGACCUGAAGUCAAAGAUGGUGGAGCUGGGCCUGGAGAUGCCGACGAGGCCCACCAAGGGCCAGCUGGCGAAGAUCAUUCGGGACUCGACCAAGUCGGCCGACGAGGAGGUCGUCAACUUCGGCCGGUACGUGAACCACCUGUACAAGGAAGUCCCGGAGGGAUAUUUGCGCUGGGCAGUCCGCGAAACGGAGGCCAACAGCAACUCGUCUAUGGACCUGCGGAAGCUGGCAAACUACGCCCGGGAGAAGUUCAGCCGUUCCGAGAAGAUCGACCCGGAAGUGAAUGCCAUGGUGAAGUACGACCCCUCGGAGUUCGAUGUGAAGAGCGAGGGCUAUCCAUCGAAGUGGUCAGUGGUGUCAGCUGCCACCGGCUCUCAGCAGCCGAUUGCUCCGAAGGCGACGACGCCACCCCCAAAGAAGAGCCGCGACCGCAACGACGACCGGACCAAGGAGAGCAUGGAGCAAGAGAUCCCACUCGAGGUUCGCGAGCAGCUAAGGAACCUGGACGAGAAGGACUACGUCUUUGGCAAGGAUGCCGGGGAACGCAGUCCGGAGAUCUCCGGGCCUGUCGACCAAGACAGGGGGGGAUUCUCGAUGUUUGAUGGGAGCCACAAACUUUUGACCGAGCGAGACGGUGCCGCAGCUCUCGUUCGUGGUGACAGUGUUUUUUCAGAUCCCCACUAUUUCGUCUCGGGGAACAUUGAGUUCAGCGAACCUACUUUUGACCCUGAGGUGGACUAUCAGGACUGUGUGGAGGGCGUAGAUCUCCCGAAGUCCCACGUGCACCACGACAAGCCCACCGACGACACUUGCCAGGAAUGCUUUGAAGAACACGUCCAGGCGGCCCAGGACGUGGAGUCGCUCGCCAAGGAGCUCCUGAAGGUCGGCGACUUCUCUGCCGAUGCCUGCCGCGAGCUCGCCGCCAAACUUUGUCUCUGGCAAGGAGCGUGUCGGAGGAAGAUGAUGAAUGGCACUGGAAGGGCAGUCGCCCUUGGUGCUUUCACCCACGGCGGCAUCCACGGGGUGAUCAACAACACGUACAACCUCAAGGCGACGCUCCGAUACUUGAACAAGUUCCUCAAAAUCAAAGGGGCAAAGGGAAGAUGGUCUUCUCUCAGCGUCACCUUGAACGCCCAGCCUGGACUCCAUCGGGAUGCCCACAACAUGGACUCGAACCAGUCUAUCUCCCUCGGUCCCACCGUCGGAGGAAGAUUGUGGAUUGAGGACCCGAAGGACGAGCUACGCGGAGAGUACCACAUCGUGAAGCUCGCCGAUGGCCGGACCAUCGAGGGCAAGUACGUGUCCACUCAGGACCAGGUAGUGUCUUUCGACCCUCACCGUCGACAUUUUGUCGAGGACUGGGACGGCAUCCGCGUAAGUGUUACCGCCUAUACUGUUCGAGGGAUUGAACAUCUCAGCACCGAGGAACGUGAUCUACUACGAGCGCGCGGUUUUCCGGUUCAUGCAGCUCCCCGGCAAGAAAGCACAGGAAACAGCUACAGGAAAGAGUCUGAGACGAGGCCUAGGAGCAGUGUACGCAAGGGGCUGUGGAAGAAUGCCCUGAAAGCCAGCGCCAUGCUCACGAUGACCAUGACGGCGGCAACGAGCUACCUCAGCGAGAACUUUGCACGCCCUUCGGCUGAGCAGGUUGCCCUUCUCGAAAUCGGAGGAGCCGAACACACCUAUUACGCCACCGAGAUCGGUGCCAUGGUGUCCGAACCCCUCGACCACGACUUCGUCUAUGAGCACGGCGCCCACCAAGUGUGCGAACACAUCAAUGAGGUCAAGCCCCGAGUCGUCUGGAUUCACCCACCAGGCCCGGACGAGAAGAGCUACGUCAACUACCAGAAGAUCGUUGAGGCACAGAUCAACGAGGGCGGCAUCGUGGUCUGUGAAGCUAACAAGAACGACGUGUGGUGGAACAACCCGAACUUCAACAACGAGUCCCUGCGAGCAGGCCGAGAAACCUACGAUUCUGAUGGAAGAGUACGCUUGCGAAUCGGGCCUACUGAGAAUGUGAUCGAGACGGCCUACGUUGUUGAAGGCGGAGAGAAAAGGAAGCGGACCGACGAAGAGAACAAGAAGGGAGCAAGUGCGAUCAAGUUCGAUGCCAAGGUUGCUCCCCAUGUUCGAGCAGCACUAACCAGGCUACACCAAAACCUCGGCCACCCGGCGGUGCACGACUUGGUUCGCCAUCUACGACUUGCUGGAGCCGAGGGUGCAGUCAUUGCCGCUGCCAAGUCUCUGAAAUGCGAAGUUUGUGAAAGAUGCCAGAGAACGGCUGCGUCGCGCCCCGCAACGCUGCCGACCAUGCUGGACUUCAAUCAGAUUGUUGCAGUUGACGUGUUCCACGCCUUCGACACCGAGCAGGUGAGACAUGAGUUUCUCUCUGUGAUCGACCUGGGCACCCAGUACCACGUGGUUAAAGAAAUCAGCGGACACAGCAGCCAAGACUUCGAGAUGAACUUCAUCGAUGUGUGGAGCAGAACGUUCGGAACCCCAUCGGUGAUAGCAGCAGACCUCGAAACCGGCCUGCAGGCGGGUCUCGCCAAGUACGCGGAGUUCUCAGGAGCCAAGCUUCGAUCAUCAGCGGCCCAGGCGCACUUUCAGCAAGGGGUCGUGGAACGACACGGUCAGUGGUGGCAAGACAUCUUCGCGAAGGUCGUGGACGACCAGACCAUCACCAGCGACGACGUGUUCCUCGCCGUCGCCGCCGUCAACAAUGCGAAGAAUAAUCUUUGUCGCAGACACGGAUACUCGCCUUCUCAGGCGGUGUUCGGGCGAGAUACUCCCGCUCCAGAAGACCUAUGUCAAGGGAACGACGAAGAGAUGACCCUGGACAUCAUGACCACGGACAAAAGGAGGCAACGCGAAGUGGCCGUCCGGACCGCAGCCCGCCUGGCCUUCUUUAGAUCCCAAGUCGACAUCAAGCUCCGGAGGAGCCUGAUUCAGAGAGCGCGGGUCAAAAAGACCGAGUACUCCCCUGGUGAAAUGGUGUGCUUUUUCCGCUAUGACAAGGCCAGUACCAAGCGUGGACGAUGGCGAGGCCCCGGUCUUAUUCUCGGCCGAGAAGGGCCGAACUGGUGGGUCAGCUAUGCGGGGAGAUGCCACCUAUGCGCAGAAGAGCACAUGAGGCCCAGCACUGCAGAAGAGGUGGGGCAAGCGUUCACUUCGAAGGUGGCAAGAGCCGAUCUUGAAAAGCUCUUGUUCAGUGACCCACACGAUCCCAACGGCUAUGCCCAUUCGGACGAAGAGCCCGGAGAAGAACCCGGCGAUAACGAAGGCGAGCCACAGGGCGUCGACGAGGACAUGCUGGAGGAUAUCAGCGUGGAUGGCGAGGAAAAGAACCAGGACGGUGUCACCGAGCAGAUCGGCGACGAGGAGAUCGACCAGAUGCUCAGCGAGCCCUUCGACUACAAGGAGGAAGAGCCCAGAGUAGAGAGGAGAGCGCGGCACAAGCAGGCCGGGCCGCAGAGCGCAAGCAGAUCGGCCCUCACUAUCCUCACCAAAGCCGAGAGCGACGUGAUCUACGACACGGUCGAGGAGCGCAUCCUGAACUCUAGGUGGGCUUAUAAGGACAAGAACUACUCCAAGCGGAAGGCCGACAACACCGUAGAAUGGAAAGCCAAGGCACGGCUAGUGAUAGCCGGACACCGAGACCCAGACGUGAUGAAUCUCACUACUGACGCACCUACGGUGAACAGGCUUUCAGUUUUGGUGUUGCUGCAGUUUGUCGCCAGUGCCCGCAGAGAUCCCGACCCAUGGGAAGCCGCAGCUGGUGACGUGAGUGCCGCGUUCCUCAAUGGAAAGCCGCUGCAGCGAGUCCUCUAUAUGAAACAGCCCAGAACUGGUGUGGACGGCAUGGAACCUGGAGCUCUUUUCAAGGUUGAGAAGGGGAUCUUCGGACUGCCGGACUCACCACAUUCCUGGUGGGUCGAGUUCCAAGAGAUCGUUUUCCGCACAGAGUUCACCUACGGCGGGAGAAGCUACACGCUGAAGCAGUCCCCAGUAGAUCCAUGCGUCUUUCUUGUGAAGUGUGCGGGAGACUCCAAGCCUCACGCCUACCUGGCGGUGCACGUCGAUGAUCUACUUACAGUGGGGCCGAAAGGGCUCUCAAAGGCAUUGAGAGCAGCGCUCGACAGCGAACUGCCGAUCGACGAGUGGGAGAUCGACAACUUUGACUACAUCGGCUCCCGCAUCACAGUUGACGAUGAAGGCGUCAAGAUCUCACAAAGUCACUACGCGCCCACCCGGCUUUUCCACAUCGAGGUCGACAAGAGCGACCCCGACGACAAGCCGGCGUCCUUCGAACAGAAAGUUGACAACCAGUCCCUCAUCGGGGGAUUGAGCUGGCUCGCCGGACAGACUCGCCCUGAUAUUCAAAGCGCGGUCUCAUUGGCCCAGCAGGCCCAGAAGACCCCUACUGUCGGCGACAUACGCUUCACCAACGGCAUCGCCAAGAAGGCGAUCGACUUUCAAGACAAGGGAAUUCAACUGAGACCUCUCGACCUCAGCAAGCUCGAGAUCCUGGUCUACCACGAUGCGGCCUGGGCUAACGCCCUGCCGAUUGACCUUGCUGGAGAGGACGAGUUCGCCCUCAGCAAAGAGGACCACGAGAACGGCUACAUGACCCAGAUGCCCGAGAGCUUCCAGGUCCGAAAGGCGAAGAGGGCGAACACCAAGGUUGCGAGUCAGUACGGGCUUUUGGUCCUACUAACCGAGAGCGGAGUGAUCAAUGAUGGACGGCCUGUCAGCAUCAUUGACUGGAAGUCUACUACGGCGAAGAGGAUUUGCCGCUCGACCUUCGCAGCUGAAACGAUCGCAUGCACAGAUGGUGUAGAAGUAGGACAGUACGCGAGAUCCUUUGUUCGAUGCCUUCUAGAUGGACAUUUGAGUUCUGUCGAGAAGCUAGGAGGAACUUCCCUGCGGUUUAUCACUGAUUGCAAGUCAUUGUACGACCACCUCCACAGGGAAGGGAUCCCUAGAGUACCGACGGACCGUCGGCUCGCCAUAGACUUGGCGGCUUUGAGACAUGCUUUGAAUGACGAGCGACGAGAUGGGACGAUUCCUCUUAGCUGGCUCCCUACCUCCUUCCAGCUAGCCGACAUAUUGACUAAGCCCUUAGGACCUUCUGAUUUCUGGGCUAAGACGGAGUCGUCCAUCAGGAUCCCGCUCGUUACCAAUGCUAAAUUUUGA